UAGAGAAGUCUAAGAAUGGCAUUUUGUAAAGUAGCCGCAGCUAAGACUGACUUUGCUCUUGGGCUGUACAAGGAGUUGUCACAGAAAGAAGAUGGGAAUUUGUUCUUUUCCCCGUACAGCAUUUCCACUGCACUGAUGAUGACUCUGCUUGGAUCAAAGGAGAACACAAGAGAGGAAAUGCUGGAUGUUCUCGGGUUGAAAGAUCUUAAUGAAAGUGACAUCAACUCUGGCUUCCUCCAAAUACUGCAUCACUUGAGGUCUUCCAGAGGAGAUGUUGUCUUAGAAAUGGCGAAUAAAUUGUUCCCGGAAGCCAUCUACAAGUUGGAGAAAGACUUCUUAUCAAAGUGCAAGGAAUUUUACGAAACAGAGAUUCAAGCUUUGGAUUUCAAGGGAAACCCUGACGCUUCCAGGGAAGCUAUCAAUGCUUGGGCUGAAAAAGAAACCAGCGGCAAAAUCAAGGACUUGUUGCCAAGUGGUUCCAUUGACAGCCUGGUGCGUUUGGUCUUGGCAAAUGCAGUUUAUUUCAAAGGAAGUUGGUUGCACAAGUUUAAGGAGCAACAGACAACUAUGAAGGAUUUUCAUAUCCGAGAAAAUAAAGUUGAAAAAGUUAACAUGAUGUUCAUGAAAAGAAAAUUUCGAUUCAACUUUGAUCAGAGUCUUGGUCUGCAAGUGGUUGAAAUACCUUACAUUGGAAACAAAUUGUCAAUGGUUGUUUUUCUACCAACAGAAAGAUUUGCUCUGAACAAGAUUGAAAAUGCUUUGACAACUGAGAAACUACAUGGCUUGCUGGCUGGACUGUGGGAAGAGACAUUAAUGCUCUCUUUGCCACGAAUGAAAUUUGAACAAGACUUUGAUCUUGGUGGGGUUCUGAAAAAAAUGGGAAUGAUGGAUGCUUUUGAUGAAAGGGCAGCAAAUUUUGAAGCAAUUUCUGGAUCAAGGGAUUUGGUCAUUUCAAAAGUUGUCCACAAAGCUUUUAUAGAAGUAAAUGAAGAAGGCUCUGAAGCUGCUGCUGCUACAGCAGUUGUUAUGAUGUUAAGAUCCAUGCCUGCCCCUCCUGUCAUGGUGAAUUGUGAUCACCCAUUCUUGUUUCUUAUACGACACAAUCAAACAAAAACUAUUCUCUUUUUGGGAAGGUUUUCUGGACCAUAGAUUUAAUCAGUUUUUCCGUAUAUUGAUUUGUAUUUAUCAUCAUAUGCACUUAAUCAAGAAUUUAUGUUUAUUCGAGAAUACAAUUUUGGGAUCAUUUAA
Ciona intestinalis (vase tunicate) is the source of this 1248-nucleotide messenger RNA. RefSeq names its product serpin B6-like. The record is from RefSeq and is a predicted model, not a curated record. Gene Ontology annotation, biological process: negative regulation of endopeptidase activity. Gene Ontology annotation, molecular function: serine-type endopeptidase inhibitor activity. NCBI's taxonomy places the organism in Eukaryota, Metazoa, Chordata, Ascidiacea, Phlebobranchia, Cionidae.